Abrus precatorius (Indian licorice) is the source of this 823-nucleotide messenger RNA. RefSeq lists its product as uncharacterized. The transcript has a single exon. Lineage: Eukaryota; Viridiplantae; Streptophyta; Magnoliopsida; Fabales; Fabaceae. The coding region runs from base 186 to 617 and encodes 143 amino acids. The record is from RefSeq and is a predicted model, not a curated record.
AUAGUCACAAAAAUUAGGACAACAAAGACAAAUUCUAAAUGCCAUUCCCAUUAUUAACCAGAAAAAAAAAAUGUUGUCUGUCUCGGCUUAUCCCUUUCCAUAUGUCAACUGUGAGGCCAUGAUUUUCCUUGAAAGUCGAAAGUAACACGACCAUGGCCUCAUGAAGACAACACUUUCUCAGUGCCAUGAAGAUGAAUAGGGUAGAACUCCAUCAACAUCACCAAGACUUCGAAGUUUUGAAAGCCGUUGCACAGGCCUGGUACAGCCACUCAGGCUCUUCCAAGCCCAUGUCUGAAUUUGACGUACAUCGAAGAAAUUUCAAAGGCAAACCUUCAAGGUUUAUGCUUGAAGCACUGAGAAAGCCUCCAUCAUCUUCUUGGGACACUCAUUGGGAUUUUAAGCAGUCACUCUGGGACUCCUAUGAGCUUGUCACUGUGUCCAGAAGAUUAGAGACUGGCUUGUUGGCUUUAGAUAACCCUUUUGAUGACUUUUAUGGUUCCACUUCUAUCCAACUAAGGCGUAAGCCUGAGAGUAAGAAUAGCCUCAGGAAUCUGUUCAAUUUUAUGUCUUCUAGGCGAUUUAAUGCCCCCAAAAUUCCACACGAAAAUAAUACAUGACUUUCAUUUUCUUUUAUUAAAACACCCACCUUCACCACUUUCAUUUACUCUUAAUUUUUUCAACAUGCAUCCUGAAUUUACUUAAUGACAGAUUUUUGUUUUUGUCUAAUAAGCAUUCGGUUUGAUUUUGUUCCAUGUGAAGGAUGUAUAAGGAUAUUGACUAUUGACACUCACAAGGCACAAGAAGUAGAAAUAAAGAAUAAUAA